Chinchilla lanigera (long-tailed chinchilla) is the source of this 2766-nucleotide messenger RNA. RefSeq names its product G protein-coupled receptor 150 (gene Gpr150). Gene Ontology annotation, cellular component: membrane. NCBI's taxonomy places the organism in Eukaryota, Metazoa, Chordata, Mammalia, Rodentia, Chinchillidae. The transcript is spliced from 2 exons. Bases 1266 to 2261 code for a protein of 331 amino acids. Gene Ontology annotation, biological process: neuropeptide signaling pathway. The record is from RefSeq and is a predicted model, not a curated record. Gene Ontology annotation, molecular function: G protein-coupled peptide receptor activity.
CACUUAGCAAAUGACAUUCGCACAACAGCUGUCAGGACUGUCCUCGGUACCCCCCAGUCCCCAUCCCACGCACCUUCAAGUCCCAGAUGUUUCUUUAGCACCACAGUGUGACCCCCAGUAGAUGCCCACACCUUCCUGGUCCCCACACCCGGAAGCCCAAGAAAUUCUUCCUCACCACGAUUAAGGUUUGGGGUGCACAAAAGACAAGUUGAUGCUUAGGACAAGAAAACUAAAAUGUGUUUGCGAAGUACGGCUUCGAUAAAAGAGACAGCAUUUAAUCCCAACCAUUUCCUGUGACUUGCAUUUCUUUUUUAAAAAUUGGCCGCCUUAUCAUUUUCUUAGUCACCUUUUCUAAAGGCUUAUCGGAGGCGUAGUCCCCCCUAGCAACCUCCCAUCUGCUGGAAAACAAAAUCAGAGAGCUAUGGUGACACAUCCCUCACUGGAUGAAAACACAGGGGGGAAGCGAGCAUGCACCACAAUUUGCAUAAAACCUAUCAAUGCCCUCUUCAGACUAAUGAAAUGAAUUUUAUAUCUCCGAGAGGGGAGCGCAGCUGCCACCCGCUGCUUGGAGUAAUGAGAAGUACUUGGAACUAUGUGCAAACCACUGCCACUCCUAAUUGCCAGGCAACACCAUUGCCUUUAUUUCUCUAUUAAAAUACUCUCACUGCUGGGCAAAGGAAGCCAUCCUUGUCAAAGACUCAUCUAAUGGCUUUUCACCGCUCAAUACAGGCUUCUCGUGUUCUAGUGCAGGCCCCUGGCAUUUCAAAUCGUCGUUUAUUUUUCAACCUGUUUUCAUCAAAACCAGUGUCUUUGCUACCUUUUGUUUUCUUGCUGGCUAUCACGAAACCAUAAGGGGGACACAAUUCCAGGAGCUCUCUCUUCCUCGUUGGUCCCCGAUUAGGAUUAGCCUUUACAACAGCGAGGCAAGCGACCUUUCGCUAGGCCGUGGAAGCAGCGAACGGAACCCACCAGGCUGGAGAGCAGCGUGGGGCGCUGCGGCAGAGAUGAGGAGGGGACCUGCUGGGAUUGGGGGCCAGAAGCGGAGAAGGUGGGGAAUAGGAAUCACGCGCGUUCCUCAAGCGCACAACCCACAUUUGAGUGACAAAUGACGACGACAACCUACGAAAACAUCCAGGCGCAGACCCACCCGAGCCCAUCUCGCCGGCCGUGCGUGCGUUUUUCCAACUAACUUUGGGAACUCCAGACCCAGCGCCGCCCCGCGCGCCGCGCCGCCCUCGGCGGGCUCCCCUCCCUCCCGGCCGAGGAUGGAGGAUCCCUUCGGCCCUGCAACCCUGCCGCCCGCGCCCGGCUUGCAGACCUGGAGUCUCAACCUUACUUUGGGACAGGGAGCCUCCGUCCCGGGGUCGCCGCCGCCGUCCCCCGGGCCACCCGGCCCCCGGCUCCGCCUGGUCUUCCUGGGGGUCAUCCUGGUGGCGGCGGUGGCUGGCAACGCCACCGUGCUGUGUCGCCUGUGCGGCGGCGGCGGCGGCCCCGGGGCGGGUCCCAAGCGUCGCAAGAUGGACUUCCUGCUCGUGCAGCUGGCCGUGGCCGACCUGUACGCGUGCGGGGGCACCGCGCUGUCGCAGCUGGCGUGGGCCCUGCUGGGCGACCCGCGCCCGGCGAUCUUCGCGCCCCUACCGCGCUGGCACCUGCAGGUCUACGCGCUCUACGAGGCAGUCGCGGGCUUCGCGGCGCCCGUCGCGGUCAUGGGUGUCGCUUGCGGCCACCUGCUCUGCUUCUGGUGGCAGCGCCGGCCCCAGUUCCCUGCCGCCGGGGCUCCCUGCUCGGAGAGCCCGGUCCGCGCCGCUGCGCGCGGUGCGCUGCCCCGGGCCAAGGUGCAGAGCGUGAAGAUGAGCCUCGUGCUGUCGCUGCUCUUCGUGGGCUGCGAGCUGCCCUACUUCGCCGCCCGGCUCGCGGCCGCGUGGUCGCCCGGGCCUGCCGGAGACUGGGAGGGAGACGGCCUGGCGGCGGCGCUGCGCGUCGUGUCGGCGGCCAACAGCGCCCUCAACCCUCUGGUCUACCUCUUCUUCCAGGAGGGCGACGGCGCGCUCCGGCGGCGGCUCCGCAGGCGCCUGGGCUCCGCGUGCUGUGCGCGGGAGGGGGUCGACGAGGACAGCGAGGGGCCGGGGGGCCACCAGGCUCUGCACCGCCACCGCUGGCCCCAGCCGCAUUAUCACCACGCUCGGAGGGACGAGGGCUGCGCGCGCCCGCCCCCGCCGCGCCCCAGACUGCCGCCCUGCUCCUGCGAAAGCGCCUUCUAGGAGCUCCCGGGACGGGGGCAGCUCCUCUGUCGCCGCGGGGCAGCCUGCAGGCACCGUGAGGCGGGCGGGGUCGGCAGGGAGCUCAACCUGCAGGAAGGUCUCCGGAGACCUCCUCCGCGCUGCUGUUCUAUUUCCUUCUAAUGUUUACAUGUGCUACACUUGCCAUUUACUUUCCUCCCUCCGGUUUCUCUCGCAUUUGCGCAUUUGGAGAGAUGGAGCCAUUGGGAAGGUGUUUAAAAAAAAAGUGACAAGAGUUAUUAUUUUUGCAGUUCUCUUUCACGUUCCCAUCGUGUGCUAGAUAAGACCAUAAAUUGCCGAACUUUCACUAUUUGUUGUGUUGUCUUCUCUCUUUUUUGUUGCUUACUUAUUCUGCACCGUGCUUAAGCCAUGUGUACCUUGGGGAGCAGCAAGUUUGCCACUCCUUCUGGGAGGGAGAUACCCACAUUGCUCUCCCUGGGGAGAGUGGGAUUUGGCCCAAUAAUCGAGUCAGAAACGCAAUCAUGCU